AUGGCGAUGAUGAUGGCUGGCCGUGUGCUGCUGGUGUGUGCCCUCUGCGUGCUGUGGUGUGGUGCCGGCGGUUGCGCUGAGAAUGAUGGUGGUGUUGCUGGUUCUCUUGAGGAACGUGGUAUUGCCAAGGACGAUGAAAUUUCGAAAGGUUUAUCUUCUUCAGGCCCGAUAUUGCAAGAGGGACAAGACCAAAGAGCAGCAGCAUCAGGAGGUGGAGGAGAAGGAGGAGGAGGAUCUACAGAUUCACUGGGAGUGAAGGAUGCUUCGUUCUCAGAGAAGGGUAAAAAAAUCCCACAAAAACAGGAGGUGAAAGUAGGUUCCCAUCCAAACCAACCAACUGGGGAUGAAUAUGGAAGUAAUGACUUGACGGAAGUUGGGGCUGACACGAGAAAUCAAACACCACCAAAAUCGACAACACAAUCACCGACAGGGCUUCCUCCUCCUCCUCCUCCUCCUCUUCCAGAAGAAGCAGCAGAAGAAGCAGAGGAGGAUCCGAAUAAUUCAGUCGAGCACCAUCCUGGAGAAGAUCAACAGCUUCUACAAGAAGAAGUAACGGAACAUGGACAGAAUAACCAGAACCAACUAAUACAAAAACAACACGACUCCAAACAACUUCAAAUGCAACCAGAAACUGAUGAAGAAAAAAAACGAUUAGAAGAACAACGACAACAUCAAGAAGAACUACGAGAUCAGCAACAAAAACAAAAAGAACAACACGAAGAAAACAUAAAAGAAGAAAAAGGACAAGAGCAACAACAAGAACAACAGCAUGAAAAUCAGCAACAAAAAGAUGAAAUAAAAGAUCAACAAGAUCAACAGCAUGAACAUUCCGCGGAAAAAGAAGAGGAAUCCAUAAAGGAUAAAAACGCCGUCGGUACAAAUUCCACCGCAAAUACAGAAGACAGUGACGGCAGCACCGCUGUCUCCCACACCACCUCCCCACUUUUGUUUCUUCUUCUUGUUCUUGUUGCGGCUGCUGCUGCGGUGGUGGCCGCGUGA
This is a messenger RNA of Trypanosoma cruzi, 999 nucleotides long. Its product is annotated as mucin-associated surface protein (MASP), putative. The record is from RefSeq and is a predicted model, not a curated record. Lineage: Eukaryota; Euglenozoa; Kinetoplastea; Trypanosomatida; Trypanosomatidae. The transcript has a single exon. The coding region runs from base 1 to 999 and encodes 332 amino acids.